This is a messenger RNA of Pseudogymnoascus verrucosus, 1239 nucleotides long. Its product is annotated as spindle assembly checkpoint kinase. The record is from RefSeq and is a predicted model, not a curated record. Gene Ontology annotation, cellular component: chromosome passenger complex; spindle microtubule; spindle pole centrosome. Lineage: Eukaryota; Fungi; Ascomycota; Leotiomycetes; Thelebolales; Thelebolaceae. The coding region runs from base 1 to 1239 and encodes 412 amino acids. The transcript is spliced from 2 exons. Gene Ontology annotation, biological process: nucleoside metabolic process; mitotic spindle organization; regulation of cytokinesis. Gene Ontology annotation, molecular function: ATP binding; protein kinase activity.
AUGACGAAGUACCUUGAAGCCAUUCUCGAGGAGGCUGAUUUCAAGGAAUCACGAUACCCAGGCCCUGAUAGAGACAUGCUAUUCGAAUCGGCAUAUCGCCACAAGCAUCAUGAGUCCGAAGAGUACCUUCUUUGCACGGACUGUGACCAAGGAGAGGAUAGCAUCUGUGACAUUGCCCUUCAUGCAUCCUGCUCAGUGCUCGGAUGCGACAAGGUAAGGCUUAUUCAUCGUGCAAGGCUGAACACGGCUAAAGAGGCGAUGGAGUCACCCAAACCUGCAAUACACUAUGGCAAGAUCGCCUCUGGAGACACCGUUAUGAGAUCGGGAGAGGACCGAGACGAGAUUGCUCGAAGCGAGGGAGUUAUCGCGUUUGAGAUGGAGGGUGCUUGGGUAUGGGACAGUUUUCCUUGUGUCAUCAUAAAGGGAAUAUGUGACUAUGCCGACAGCCAUAAGAGCAAAGAAUGGCAAGCCUAUGCCGCAGCAACUGCUGCGUCUUGCAUGAAAUCAUUUUUGGAAGACUGGCCAACCACACACCAUACACAACUAUCCCUUUCAAAUGAACACUACCAAUCUUCCUACAGCUCAAAUAGAGUCGUGCUUCUCAACACUGAACUACAGAAUCAACCUUCCGGGCCAAAAGAGUGUCACCUUAGCAUGUUCGAAAUUGGAAAGCCCUUAGGGAAAGGGAGUUUUGGUCAUGUUUACCUCGCUAGAGAGCGCAGCUCUGGGUUCGUUUGUGCCUUGAAGGUUCUCUAUAAGCAUGAAAUACAGCAGGCUAAGGUCGAAAGGCAAGUACGAAGAGAAAUUGAAAUCCAAAGCAACUUACGACACGAUAACAUCUUAAAAUUAUAUGCCCAUUUCCACGACAGCGAGAAAAUUAUAUUGGUUCUGGAAUUCGCCGGAAAAGGAGACUUGUCCAGGCACCUUCGUCGCUGUAAUCGGUUUCCAGAGUGGAAAGCAGCUCUGUAUAUCGCGCAAAUGGCUGCAGCUUUGAAUUAUAUGCACAAGAAGCAUGUUAUGCACAGAGAUAUCAAGCCGGAAAAUAUCCUUAUAGGCAUGGAUGGCGAGAUCAAACUAUCUGAUUUCGGUUCGAGCGUCCAUUCGCCAAAUAAAAGGAGGAAUACACUAUGCGGAACAUUAGAUUACCUAUCGCCGGAAAUGAUCAAAGCCAGACGCGGAAGCCAGAAGGAUAAUUACGGCCAGGAGGUUGACUUGUGGGCAUUAGGUGUUUUGACAUGA